AGCAACCUUCAAUAUUGAUCAGGUCAGUUCCGUGUUUACUUUCUCUUCACUAAGCGUGUUACUUACAAGUUCGCUGCGAGUGUACUGCUUUUUUCUUAACAGUACGUGUGCACAAUGAUUGCCUCAUCUUCCGACGAAGAAGAUGUUGAUGAGGCUGGUGAUGUAGACGAACAUACACAAGAAUUACUGAGCAUCUAUCAACGCGGCGAACAGACAUUCUCUACCACUUCAGCCCCUUCACCAAGCGUAAGUCCAUCUCUGCACACGCCGAGCCCUACGCUCUCCGUGGUGUCCGAGGCCACAUUACAGGAGCAACAAGAAGACGACGAAAGAAGGGAGAGGCUGCAGUUGUAUAUUUUCGUUCUGCGCUGUAUUGCUUAUCCUUUCAACGCCCGACAGCCGACAGAUAUGGCACGAAGGCAUGCUCGGGUUAGCAAACAAGACCUUGUAAAAAUAAAACAGCGAUUUGAAGAUUUCCUCAAAGGAGACACAAAAAUAGCUUCUGAUGAGGCGUUUUAUAACGCAGUAAGAGCCUACUUUGAUAUAUUUAUCUGCAGCGAAAGAGUGCAAAAGAUGGUAAUUAGUGGCGGGUGUUCGUCGAAUGAUUUUCGUGAGGUUUUCAAGACAAUGAUCGAGAAACGCGUACGAAGUCUUCCUGAAAUAGACGGUAUCAGCAAAGAAACUGUGCUAAGCUCUUGGAUGGCGAAGAACGAUGCGAUUUUUCGCGGAGAAGAUGACCCAAAAAAGGGCCCAAGAAUUGCAGCCUCGGCAGCUUCCGAACUGAUUUUGUCAAAAGAGCAACUCUAUGAAAUGUUUCAGACCAUCUUGGGCGUCAAAAAAUACGAACACCAAAUAUUGUUCAAUGCUUGUCAGCUUGACAGUGCCGAUGAACAAGCUGCAUGCAUUCGUCGAGAAUUGCACGGAAGAUGUAAAGCGAUUGUAGACCAGAGAAAGCGACUGCCAGGCUUUAUACACAAAGAUAUGGAAACUCUGUUUGUCGAGGAACAGCAGGCUGCUAUCAAUCAACUGAUGGGAAACUUGGAGAGUCAACCAGUGACAAAAGGUUCAUCAGACUCCAAGUACUCCAUGCCAUUUACCAGAAUCAAGGGACCCCAGCACACAAUCUCCAUUGUUGAAGUUGCUGUAGAUGAUGUGGAUUCAGCGGUAUCAAAGUCUGAUGUUAUGUUGAAUUUCACAAUUGAGGUGAUUGUGAAAGAGGCAAAAGGCCUGAAGUCUCUUCCACCAAUGAAAAUUGUUUACUGUACUAUGGAGCUGGGAAUCUCAAGGUGAUUUCACCACUUGUCAUCCUCGUCCCAUUGUAAAAGUCAAACUUUUCGCUGAGAAUACAGGAGUUCUAGCACUUGAUGACAAAGAGCUGGGAAAGGUUAUUAUAAAACCAAUUCCUGGUGGAUCAGAGCAGCCUGAACUGUAUGAUGUGGUGACACCCAAAGCUGGGGAUAAAAUUCAAUUGAAAAUUGCUGUGAAGAUGGAUAAACCUGUAAACUUGAAGAAAUGCGGGAUGAUAUAUGUUCAAGGGAAGACUGUGUGGAAAAAGUGGAAAAAGCGCUUUUUUGUGCUAGUACAGGUGAGUCAUUAUACAUUCGCCAUGUGCAGUUACCGCGAGAAGUCUGCAGAACCAACCGAGAUGAUGCAUUUGGAGGGGUACACUGUGGAUUACUGCGAAGCAGUCAGUGGCGAAGAACACAAAGGUGGAAAGUUCUUCUUCAAAGCCGUAAAGGAAGGUGAUCAAGUCUUUUUUGCCACAGACGAGGAACUCGAGAGACAAAUCUGGGUUAAUAAACUUUAUACUGCCACUGGCCAGUCCCACAAGCCGGUCGCUCCAAAUUUAUCUGCCAUCAGUGUCCAGCCACAUUCUAGCAACUCCUUGACAAGACUGCAAGGAGAUCAUGACCGUGCGAGAAAACAUGGCCUUGAGGACUUAAUCCAAGCCGAUCCGAACAAUUUUAACCAUCAUGUUUUGUUCGAGAAGCUUCAGCACCUGACUCUAACACACAGAUUGAACGACUCCUACUCUUGUCUGGGUUGGUUUUCCCCCGGUCAUGUAUUUGUGCUGGAUGAGUAUUGUGCUCGAUAUGGAGUACGUGGCUGCCAUGGACAACUGUGUUACCUCAGUGACUUGUUAGACAGAGCAGAGGCUGGCGUUAUGAUCGACCCAACCCUCUUGCAUUAUAGCUUUGCAUUUUGGGCAUCACAUGUGCAUGGGAACAGGCCGGAUGGCUUAGGAACCAUUACAGUGGACGAAAAAAACUGGUUCGAGGAGAUCAAGAUACGCCUAUGGAACCUUCUAGCCUUUCAAAUCACUCGUUUCAGAUAUUCUUUUCCUUUCGGGAGACCUGAAGGGGCGCUGAAAGCAACGCUGUCCUUAUUUGAAAGGGUUAUGAUGAAGGAUAUUUCCACACCAGUUCCACCAGAGGAAUUUAGAAAGGAAAUCAGAAGUUGCCUCCAUCAAGCCGCUCUUGUUAAUUAUACUCGUGUCUCGGCUUAUGCAAAGAUUGAAGAGUCGUCCGGAGAUCACGUACCACCUGAGACUAUACUGAACGACAUCAUGCAUCUGGCGGAACUGUGCAUAGAUUUGCUUCAUCAGAAUGAAGAACAUCAUUCUGAGGCAUUGGCUUGGGUGUCCGACUUGAUGGUAGAACAUCAGGAAAUGUUCUGGUCCUUGUUUACUGUUGAUAUGGAUGCUGCUCUGGCCGCUCAGCUGCCCGACACAUGGGAGAGUUUUCAGUUGUUUCAACUGCUAAAUGAAUAUCUGUGUGAUGAUACCAACCUCAAUCGUGGGAAAUUCCAUCGUCAUUUACGAGAUGUGUUCGCUCCUCUUGUCAUACGAUAUAUUGAUUUGAUGGAGUCGUCUAUUGCGCAGUCGCUGCACAAAGGAUUUCAAAAAGAGAAUUGGAUUCCCCUCAGAGAUGGGUGCCGUGCCUCUGAGGAUCUGUUCUGGAAGUUAACUGUACUGCAGCAAUUCAUAGCUGAACUAAACUGGCCUGAUGAGGUGCUAGCGUCUCAUCUUAUGAAGAGACUGAAGUUGAUGGCUUCAGAUAUGGUGCAGUCCUGUGUCAAGAGAACGAAGGCUGCGUUUGACAAAUGGCUGAAACAAACUAGCUUCAGCCUGGAACUGCUCGUACCUGGGACAGUGUGCGUCAUGCUUAAUGUCGUCAUACAGGCCAAGAAACAGUCCAGGUUCCUUUGUGCAAGGGAGGAGUCCGAGAGUUGCGAGUAUCGGUAUCACUCAGAUGUCAACAUUUUUCUCAAGGAUGUAAUUCAAGAGAUGUUUUCAUCGUUUAUUUCCAAGCUUAACACUGUGUUGGAGUAGUUGUUAUCAAAGGUGGCACGUUACGACCAAGGAUUCAUUGUAGCUCCGAUGUUUUCUCUGAGGAAUCCUGGUACAGAUCUUGAAGACUACUACUUGAAUUUCGUCAAACUUAAUUUAGAAGUAUUUAGAGAUUCUUUGAAAGAUGAGAAAAUGAAGAAGCAGCUAAUUAAGGACUGGUAUACGUCCAUAAUAACGAAGAUAUGCGACUGGCUAUCGGACAGAAUGAACAUGGCGUUACACCAGUAUCAGGUCCAGACACUCCUCACAAUUGCGGCGGAGCUCCCGCAGUUUGUAAACGAGGAUCUAUCGUCAAGCCGAGCCAUUUAUUCUCGAACUUACAAAACAAUGUUUUCUCGGCUCCGAAUGGAAGACGCCAUGUUAAAAGGUGAGAGCAUCUACGGCGCAGAAGAUCCAUCUUACGCCGGAGAAGACGGAGAAGACGACGGCCAGGAGACCGAGUCGAGUGACGAGGAAGCACUAAUUAGGUUAGAGACUGGAAACUAGUGUUUCGUUGGUACUGUUGAGGUACGCUUUCUUAUCAGAUAACCAAUGGUUAAUAAAGACAACUUGCGCUAUAGCAUUUAGCUAUGAUAAAUUAAAUUUAAUUUUAGUAAGUAUCACGUAAGAUGAUAGAUAGUUCAAAAACUUUGUCCAAGUAAAGUAUUGGUAAAUAGAUCAAGGGGGUAAGUUUCUAGGGAAACUAUGGUGCUGCGUCUGUGGGGGGUAAAGAAAAAAAUUUGGUUUUAUC
Stylophora pistillata is the source of this 4079-nucleotide messenger RNA. RefSeq names its product calcium-dependent secretion activator 1-like. Lineage: Eukaryota; Metazoa; Cnidaria; Anthozoa; Scleractinia; Pocilloporidae. The record is from RefSeq and is a predicted model, not a curated record. Gene Ontology annotation, biological process: synaptic vesicle exocytosis; dense core granule exocytosis.